Messenger RNA from Brienomyrus brachyistius, 3398 nucleotides. RefSeq names its product zinc finger protein 782-like. NCBI's taxonomy places the organism in Eukaryota, Metazoa, Chordata, Actinopteri, Osteoglossiformes, Mormyridae. The transcript is spliced from 5 exons. Gene Ontology annotation, biological process: regulation of transcription by RNA polymerase II. The record is from RefSeq and is a predicted model, not a curated record. The coding region runs from base 680 to 2071 and encodes 463 amino acids. Gene Ontology annotation, molecular function: DNA-binding transcription factor activity; RNA polymerase II cis-regulatory region sequence-specific DNA binding.
CCCUCAGUGUCACACUCUCCGAUGACGUUGCCCUCUUCAUUCCAGCUUUUCUUCUGAAGCGCUUUAUCUUCUCCGUCUAUACAGUCGCAGGAAGAAGUCUGGGGAUAUCCUGCAGGAAUCACCAUGCAUUAACCGGCGGUAUAGGAAAUGGCAACGUUGUCGUGGAGUCACGGAUUACGGUUAAACGUGCAUGGUGAUAUACGUGUCCUGCUUCGAAUAUCCUGAAUCAGAAAACUAUUGUGGUCGUGUGACUUAGCAUCACAAGUCAUCAAAGUGUAAUAUCGACAGCUGCUUAUCAAAAGGCGUCUUUUCGAAUUGUACAGUACAGAUGUCAUGUUGUUAUUUUACCAAACGUAUUUUUUAGAGUUUUCCACACUGGAAGAUGCGGAUGUACAUCAACGAUGUUGAUGAGAACUGGCACUGCAGGGUGCGCGGAGAGAAAAAAGCACUUGAGGUCAUUCACAAGUCGCGGGUGUCUAAACACACGAUGGUCUUUGCUCUGUGUCUUCUUCGGUUAACCGGAAACAGUCGAUGUUUACCGGCAAGCAACAUUGUGCAAGCUAAUGCACCCAUGCGAUAUUGUUUUUAGACUCAAAGCACCCGCGAUCACUAUUUGGAGUGGGUGCUGCAAAAUCUAUCUUUAAAAACAUAGACUCUGUUGUGAAAUCGCUCAUAAACAAUGUCAAGCGCCGCUACCCUUCAGGCGCAAGUAACCUCCAUCAUGGAAAUUUUAGCCAGAAGUGCCGUGGCGGAGAUAAUAAAACUUGUGGAUGAGAGCUGCGCCGUGCUGCGCUCGGAAAUGUCGCGGAGCCGCAGCGAGAACGAAGCGCUGAGGGUGAAGCUGAAGCUGAUGGAGGGCGAGCUGAGCAGGCGGCCGAAGCGGCCGGACAGCCCCCAGGAUCGCCGUGCAGAGCUGCACUGUUGCGCUCACGGAAGAAAAGCAAAGGACCAGCCCCCCGUGGAGGUGACUCUAUGUGGGAGGACUUGGGACAUGGAUGUCUGGGGAGACGCAGCAGGCGCGGAUCCAGCUUUAGAAGAGGACGUGCUGCAGUCUGCCUUUCCCAGGGAUGCGGUGAUGUACUGGGGGGAGGACGAGCAGGAGCCGGCCCUGAUGAGGGAGAAGAAGCUGCAGGACUCCUGUCUGACCAGCGUCCCUCCCCCAGGAGGGAACAUCUGUGUCCAGGAGACAGACGCUCAGGAGAGACUUCACACUGCACAUGGCUUCAGUGAUACGGGGACUCAGGGUGCAGGCGACUGCCCCGCUUCAGAAAGACACCGGGAAACGGGGCUUCAGGAUCCUUAUACCCACCCCUGUACUGAGACAUCCCCUCCAGCAGGGGGCUCUGCUGUCAGCCGGUCCGCUAAAGGUUUAGCUGAGCAGAAACCCGAAGCUGACGUGCUGACUUUAGUGGUGGUUAAAGAGGAAGCUGAGAUGCAGCCUGUGUGCAGUGAGGAGGCUGCGAUAGAGGGGCUUCACGCGAAACCUGGGCAGAGCAGCGGAAGGCCGCGUGACGUCAAGGCGGAGGGCUGGGGCUCACAGCAGCAUCGGCCUUUAGACAGACAAGACAGGGAGAAGCUCCCUGUGGAAGCGAGUGCAGGGAGAGAGCAUGCAAACAGCAGUCACCUCAAUAUGAAAAACAGGACUCGGAGAGAUCCUGUCACAGGGGCGAAACUGUACAGCUGUGCUCAGUGCGGAAAGCAGUUCAGUUACCAGAGUAACGUGUACAAGCACAUGCGGAUUCACACGGGGGAGAAACCAUACAGCUGCACAUACUGUGGAAGAAAGUUCACCCACCAGAGUAAUCUGCAAGAACACAUGCGCAUUCACACCGGGGAGAAACCGUUCAGCUGCCCUGUGUGCGGCAAGCGCUUCACCCAGCAAAGCAGCCUCAAACGGCACCAGCGCGUGCACACGGGCGAGAGGCCCUUCAGCUGCUCCCACUGCGGCAGGAGUUUCACACGCUUCACCUACCUGAAAAUGCACCAGCAGCUCCACGCCAAAGAGAAAACGGACGGCUGCGUGAAAUACGGCAGAGGUUUAAAUUUCCGUCUCCGCGGUCAGUGUUCAUAAAGCAUAUCCGAUUCAUCAUGGCGAUGACAAUAAAAGAGAGUUUGGAACGAAUAUAACUUGUACCUCAAAGUAGCUGUUUGGCUGUUACACCAUGCAAGUGGGAAAUAAUGGUUCCUACAAAUGUUAGGGCCCCUUUGUGUGACGCUAACUCUGCUGUGCCCUGUUGCCUCAGUGGUCAGCAGCUCGGACUCACAUCUUUAGAGUUUCUGUCUCUGGCUUUGAUUAUGUGGAAUUCACAUGUUCUCCUUGUGAAACUUGGAAUUUCCUCUGUAGUCCAAAGACUCCAAAGCUCUGAAAGGCCCAUAAAGUGUGACUAGUUGUGUCCCCCACCUUGUGCCCUGUGCUGGGCUCCAGGAACACUGUCACCCUGUGCUAGAGAAGUACUUCUGAAAAAUCAGUGUCUGGAAAUAUUACAUAUAAUCCACAUUCACCUUUGGCAAAAUACAUUUUGCUCAAUCCAAACCAUUUGAAGGCAGCAAUAAACGAAGCUGGUUUUAGAUGUGUAGUGUAGAUGGGCUGAUUCUGUUCACUUUUGAAUUUACCUUCAUGUGACCAGAGUUUCAUUACAAAAAGGAGGAUGAGAGCAUGGACUGGAGCACCUUCACGGAACGCUCCCCGUCUUCACACUGAACUACGAGGGUAUUUUUGAUGUCCUCUGUGCAGGUUUGUAAACCUUCCUCAGAUUCUCUAAUCCAGACAGUUCAUGUUACUUGAAUAUUACUGAAUAUAUUUAUUUGCAUUUUUUUUUUCUGCAUAGUUUCCUCCCAAAAUUAAACUUGGUAAAGCAUUAAUAAGUGUUUCUUGAAUAGAUACCGCAGCAUUUACAUUUGUGGUAAAAUCUAAAGCGACAUCAGUAUCAAAAAUUAUCCAAAUUUUAAUAUCGCUAUUUUUAGCCCUUCCUCUGAGGGUUCUGUGAAGUUGCUUUAACAAAAUAUGUCUUGAGUUAAUUCUCUCACUGACACACGGCGCACAAAAGUGGUCUGAAACGACUUGAUUGUUUAGUCUUUCUCACUAAGGAUUUGAAUUUUUUUGUUCCUUCAAUUUUUGUUCUAUUGAAAAUUGCGAAUGUCAAGAAAACUCGCAACUCUCAUUCUGAGGCGUGAACAAAAAUAUAUGUUUUUGUUUUGUAUAUUAAAAGUGCCGCAAGACUAAGAUUCCUGUUUGACUACAGCUUCAUUUUCAAUUUGGUAUCAACCAUGAAAAAAGUUUCCCACUUAAGUGUAUGUUUUAUUUAUCAGUUUAAAGUGCUGAAUAUUCAGUGAUUACACUGAGCAAUAUAAUGUGAAACUGGGAACCACUUCACAAUAAAUGGUAGUAACUCAUUAAU